Aphanomyces astaci is the source of this 372-nucleotide messenger RNA. RefSeq lists its product as hypothetical. The transcript has a single exon. NCBI's taxonomy places the organism in Eukaryota, Oomycota, Saprolegniomycetes, Saprolegniales, Verrucalvaceae. The coding region runs from base 1 to 372 and encodes 123 amino acids. The record is from RefSeq and is a predicted model, not a curated record.
AUGCUCACGCGGUACAUCAACUCGUACUUCAGGGUGACCCAGAACGACUUGCGCGAGGACUCGAUCGAAGUGCGGUGGGACGUCACGUACACGUACUUCAUUUCGUACGGGUGCCGCCUCUUCGCGUUGGUGUGGCUCUUCAUGCUGCCUCCGCAGCGCGGCCCCAUGCAAGAGUUGAAGAAGAAGGGCGGCAGGAGCAAGUUGGCCGGGGCCAUCUUGAUCGUUGUGUUUGUCGUGUGCCUCUCGGUGUCUGUCACGUCCAGCAUCAUGGCCAUCUACCCCGCCACGAGAUGCUUGCGCAUUGCAGGUGGCAACGGGAAGCUCGACCCCAAGACGGGCAAGUGUCCCAUCGCGGCCAGCCGAAAGGGAUAG